This is a messenger RNA of Falco peregrinus (peregrine falcon), 3908 nucleotides long. RefSeq names its product acyl-CoA oxidase 3, pristanoyl (gene ACOX3). Lineage: Eukaryota; Metazoa; Chordata; Aves; Falconiformes; Falconidae. Bases 598 to 2718 code for a protein of 706 amino acids. Gene Ontology annotation, biological process: lipid homeostasis; fatty acid beta-oxidation using acyl-CoA oxidase. The transcript has 18 exons. Gene Ontology annotation, molecular function: FAD binding; fatty acid binding; pristanoyl-CoA oxidase activity. The record is from RefSeq and is a predicted model, not a curated record. Gene Ontology annotation, cellular component: peroxisome.
CGGGGACCGGCCCUGCGGGGCGCGGCGGGGAACUGCUGCGGUGCGGCGCUGCACGGGGGGCCGCCUGCUCCCAGGAGCGAGUGUGGGUUGCUGGGUUUGUACCCCGUGUGUAGCGUUUGCUUGAAAAAGGCCUGUAUCGGUGUGACAGGGGCGGCGGUACCUCAGCGUAGAAACACCUUUCUGAAAGCGGGCUGAAACCCGGGAACGCGGACUGGCAGGCCUCCCACUGCCCGACUUUUCAAGGAAACAAAUCACUGUACUUUUUUUUGUGCUAAAAACCAGGAUAUUACUUAGUCGUCUGGACUUUUUCCUCUGAGCAGAAGCGAGGCCCCACCCUGAAUUCAGGCAGCUCACAUAGCGGUUUGUGCAAUGAAACCUCAAAGGAUUCUUAAAGAGGAGGUUUACUUCCCUGCCUUUAGCUUCUCCGGUGUUGUCUUCCUCUGGGCAACUGCUGUCACAGUGUUUCUUAUUUUCUGUCGGCUCUACGUUUGCGAGUAAUGCUAUUUCUGACAGAAUAAGGGUACAAUACGUUAUUCUGGGCAGCUACCAUGUGUCUGAGCUGUGUCAUCAUGCCAGAAAACUGAUGUUUAACUAACAAUGGCAUCCUCACUGAACCUGAAGGAAGCCACUGGCAAUCAAAGUUCAUGGGAUACUUUGCUACCAGAUUUCCCUAAAGGACCGCUUUGCAAAUAUCGUAAGAAAGCUUCCUUCAACUGGAAGGAGAUGGCAGUGUUACUAGAUGGUGAAGAUAUCAUCCGGCUUAAGAAUAGAAUCUUCUCUGCUCUGGAAAGUGAUCCUCUCUUUGCACAUCAUCCUGGGGAAGAUUUAUGCCGUGAGAAAUAUCAGGAGCUGACAUUCCUGCGCUGUAAAAGGCUCUUUGAAUAUAAUUUUCUUACUCAGCAAGAGAUCAUAGAGAACCCAUUAAAGAUAUUUAAUAUGAUGAUCUGCAUAGGAAUGUACGAUUGGUCUCCAUGUCUCCAGUAUUUCUUACAUUGCGGUGUAUUUGCAGGUACAAUUUUGAGUGCUUCUAUGAGAUUUGCAGACUUUGUGAAACAAGUUUAUAGCAUGGAGAUUUUUGGAUGUUUCGCUCUGACUGAACUCAGCCAUGGAACUAAUACCAAAGGCAUACGGACUACUGCCACAUUUGAUCGUAGCACUCAGGAAUUUAUUAUCCAUACUCCAGACUUUGAAGCUGCAAAGUUCUGGGUUGGUAAUAUGGGGAAACAUGCCACUCAUGCAGUUGUGUAUGCCCAGCUCUAUACUCCUGAUGGACAGUGCCAAGGAUUACAUUCCUUUAUUGUGCAGAUUCGAGACACAAAAACUCUCCUACCAAUGCCAGGUGUGAUGGUAGGUGACAUAGGAAAGAAACUUGGGCAGAAUGGGUUGGAUAAUGGAUUUGCAAUGUUCCACAAUGUCAGGAUACCUAAAGAAAACAUCCUGAAUAUAGCUGGAGAUGUCACAGCUGAGGGAAAGUACUCAAGUUCAGUCAAGGACGUUAAAGAGCGUUUUAGUGCAGCUCUGGGAUCCUUGUCCACUGGCAGAAUUCUGAUCACAGCAUUUUCCACGACCAAUUUAAAGCUUGCGUUAUCAAUAGCCAUUCGCUUCUCAGCAGCUCGCCGUCAGUUUGGACCAACUGAUGGUGAAGAACUACCUGUUCUUGAAUACCAAACACAGCAAUGGCGUCUACUUCCUUAUCUAGCUGCUGCAUAUGCCUUAGAUUAUUUCUCCAAAUCCCUGUUUGAGAAUUUCGUAGAAUUUUAUGCAGGCGUAUUGACAAAGCAAAGGAGUCAGAGACAGGUUGAUUUGGGACGUGAGAUUCAUGCCUUAUCUGCUGCCAGCAAACCACUGUCAUCUUGGACUGCUCAGCAAGCAGCCCAGGAAUGCCGAGAAGCUUGUGGAGGGCAUGGUUACCUUGCCAUGAAUCGUCUGGGUGAAAUCCGAAAUGACAAUGAUCCAAACUGCACAUAUGAGGGAGAUAACAAUGUCCUGCUUCAGCAAACCAGCAACUACUUAAUGAGGUGGAUGAAUUACAUAAGAGAUAAAGCUCCUUUUGAAUCCCCUUUUGGAACAGUAAACAUUUUGCAAGACUACCAUCAUAUCCUUGGCUGGAAAUUCACAGCUGUUAGUGUUGAAGAUUGCAUGGACUCCUCAGUUCCUUUAGCAGCAUAUAAAUGGCUGGUUUGCUACCUGCUCAGAGAAAGUGAUCUAAAGCUGAACAAGGAGAAGCAGUCUGGGCGAAAUGAUUUUGAGGCAAAAAACAACUGUCAGGUGUACUACUGUCGAUCAUUAGCCAUUGCUUUUAUUGAACAAACAGUCUUACAAAGAUAUCAUGACUACACUCAUGAUCCCAACAUACCACCUACCCUGCAGCCAGUGCUUAAGAAUCUCAGUGCUUUGUAUGGACUCUGGUCUUUAAGUAAACACCUGGCCGUGCUCUACCAAGGUGGCUAUGCUUCAGGUGAACAAGCUGGUAGAUUUAUUCAGAAUGCUAUUCUGGAGCUCUGCUACAGGUUGAAAGAUGAUGCAGUUGCCCUGGUUGAUGUCUUUGCUCCUCCUGACUUCAUUCUCAACUCUCCCAUUGGUAAAGCUAGUGGAGAGUUAUAUAAAAAUAUGUGGGCAGAGAUCCUUCAAGGCAGCAAAGCUCUGAACAGACCUUCAUGGUGGGCAGAAUUUUGUAUUAAUAAACCUGUUACAUGCAGGCUGAAGUCAAGACUGUAAACCAAGCAACUUGUAAGAAGCUGGAUGGGCCUGAGAUGGAUACUGUGUUUCAAACAUCAGGAGGAAAUGAGACCAUGUGUCAAACACUGCAAAUGAAAGAAAUUUUCAUAGAGAAGUGCCAAGUCUUAAAAUAACUUUGAAAUCAAGUCCAACUUGGUCUCAAGGACUGUUAACAUAAUGGCAGGAGCAAAAGCAACACUUCUACACACUAUUCAUAUUUACUCAAUUAUAUACAAAAUAUGAAGAUUUAUUAUGAUCACUACAAAGUUUCUAUAAAAGAAAUGUUCCAAUCAGUCUCUUGACUUUACUUGUCAUAUUACAGAAGUUAAAUGAUUAAAAAAUAUUUCCCACCAGGGGUUAUGAAUAAUUUGAACAAAAGCAAAAACAAUUUAGGACAGGCCAGACAGAAGCUUUAUUAACUGUGAUCAUAGUGAGAGAACAUUGAGAGAGUAUCUCCCCCGCAGCUGGCCUGUUCUCAGCCAACUGUUUGCAAAGACCCAACCUGUAUGCUGUUUGAGAAAAAAGAGGAAAAGGUGAGGAAAAGCAUUCACUUCAAUGUUAUCAAAGCCAGGUAUCCUUCCCUGGAGGCAAAGAUUCCUUAGGUAGCUUGCUAACUGCCGCAGUUCUAAGGAAUCAAACAGUAAAUAACAUUAUGAAGAGAUGGCUCUUGAUGGAGCCUGUGUUAGUGGCACAGUGUUUUCUUGCCUCAGAAGUGGGAAGUUGGAACCAAUCUAAAAGUAGUUAGCUUUUAGUCCAGAGGAAUGUUCUUUUAGUAAAGAUAAUUUCUUAGUCAGACCUCUCAAUCCUAAAUUUUAAUAAUUUUACCACCACAAGUUCAAGGUCAAUGAAAGAUGAUCACCCUCAACACACUUCAGUACAAAAAAGUGAACAAGCAAACAAAACCCCCAAAAUGCUAAAACUGUUGUUUAUCAUCCCAUUGUAAAAAUGGAUAAAAACUGUCUUGUUAAACCUUACCUGUAUUUUUUUCCUCUGAACUUCAUUUUCUUUGCCAGAGAUAAGUGUUGCCUGUUCUUUUUCUGCCUCUCUUCUAAUAAGCUAUAUGAAUUAUGGCAUAAUUCAGGAUGCCCCAAUAGAAGCUGUUUGUCUAGCUAUUGAACUCUAGGCAACAGUCAAAACUUUAGCUGCCUUUGCUGAAAAAAUCCCAGAAUAAAGUGUUUAUUUUCUUUGAA